UUAUUGAAAAUUGUGUGACCAAUGAUGUUUUAUAUUUAUUUUUAAGAAUUGAUUAAAAUUAAUUUUAAUUUAUAUUUUAAUAUUAUUUUUUAGGAAAUAAUGAAUAUUUUAAUUUUUGUGCACACAUCCAAAACUUAAGUAUUUUGAGAUAGAGUAAAAAAUUGGGGUUUUUGCACACACGCAGGAAAAAACUGAGAGUUUGAUCAAAAAAAAAAAAACAGGGAAUUGACUAUAAUAGUCAAUAAGAUGUGACACCAUACCAAACAGUAGAUGUGAUUUCAAACACAUAUUCUCUCUCUCUCCUUUCCUUCAGUUUAUCACCUUCCCGAAGUAGAGGAGAUCAGGAGAUUAGAAGAGGAAUCAGAAGAAUAAACACAGUGUUUGUAUAAUAAAUGGAAGCAAUCAGAAAACAAGCUUCAAAGUUCAGAGAACAAGUGGCCAGACAGCAACAGGCUGUCCUGAGACAGUUUGGGGGAGGAGGUUAUGGAGGUUCAGAUAAUGUAAUAACUGAUGAGGAAGAGUUACAUAGGCAUCAGAAGCUCGAGAAGCUUUACAUCUCAACACGUUCUGCUAAGCAUUUUCAACGGGACAUUGUUCGUGGUGUUGAAGGAUCCAUCGUUACAGGGUCCAAACAAGUAGAAAUAGGUACAAAGUUGUGUGAAGACAGCAGAAGAUAUGGUUCAGGAAAUACAUGUACAAGUGGUAACACACUAACAAGAGCUUCACUUAGUUUCGCAAAUGCUCGCGAUCAAAUGGAGAAAGAGCGCGGAAAUCUCCUGAAGGCUCUUGGCACACAGGUCGCUGAGCCACUAAGGGCAAUGGUAAUUGGAGCUCCAUUGGUUGAUGCUCGACAUUUAGCACAACGCUAUGAACGGAUGCGACAAGAGACUGAAUCUCAGACUAUUGAAGUAUCAAAAAGACAAGCUAAGGUUAGAGAGAAUCCUGGUAAUCCAGAACUAGUAAUGAAGUUGGAAUAUGCUGAAGCAAAACUUCAAGAUCUUAAAUCAAAUAUGACCAUAUUGGGUAAGGAAGCAGCUUCUGCCAUGGCUGCUGUUGAAGAGCAGCAACAAACCCAAACUUUCCAGCGGCUAAUCACUUUGGUUGAAGCAGAGCGUAUUUAUCACCAAAGGAUCCUUGAGAUUAUUGAAAGGCUAGAAGGAGAGAUGAGGGUUGAGCAACAAAGAAUCGAAGGGCCUCAAACUCCACAAGUAGAUAACAUCACAUCUUCGCCUCCUCCUUCAUAUGAAGAAGCUAGUAAUGAAGUCAAUGCUUCUCAUAUGCAUGAUGGAACAUCCGACGCCAUGGGGUACUUCUUAGGAGAGGUCAUGUUUUCGUAUCAAUCUGAUUCAGAGUUUGAGCUUAGCUUAUCGGUUGGAGACUAUGUUGUUAUCAGAGAGGUAACGAGCAGCGGGUGGGCAGAAGGAGAAUGUAAAGGCAAAGCAGGUUGGUUUCCUUAUGACUAUAUCGAGAGAAGGGAUCGUGUGCUUGCCACUAAGGUCAUAGAGGUUAUAUAAUGUCAUUCUUUUGGUGGGUUUUGGUGAUACUUUGGGUCUGGUCAUGUUUCUCUACUUCUUAACUUACAAUAAAGAGCAAACAUAUUUUUUACCACUUUGAUGAA
Molecule: messenger RNA, 1618 nt
Organism: Brassica rapa (field mustard)
Lineage: Eukaryota; Viridiplantae; Streptophyta; Magnoliopsida; Brassicales; Brassicaceae
Product: SH3 domain-containing protein 2
Molecular function (GO): protein binding
Source: RefSeq, a predicted model, not a curated record